Messenger RNA from Lolium rigidum, 1303 nucleotides. Its product is annotated as probable E3 ubiquitin-protein ligase RHC1A. Gene Ontology annotation, biological process: protein ubiquitination. Gene Ontology annotation, molecular function: ubiquitin protein ligase activity. The transcript is spliced from 2 exons. The coding region runs from base 42 to 1025 and encodes 327 amino acids. NCBI's taxonomy places the organism in Eukaryota, Viridiplantae, Streptophyta, Magnoliopsida, Poales, Poaceae. Gene Ontology annotation, cellular component: cytoplasm. The record is from RefSeq and is a predicted model, not a curated record.
CCGCCAUCAUCUUCCCCACGGAUCAAGGAUCAAGAAAGAAGAUGUCAAAUAGAGCCACACAUUGGUGCUAUGCCUGCCGUCGGCCAAUUCGUCUUCGUGGACAAGAUAUAAUCUGCCCCAACUGCAAUGAUGGCUUUAUCCAAGAGAUCAGUGAGACAGGAGGCGCGUUGAACUCUUACGGUAUCUUUGGCCCACGCUUCGAUGAUCGCCAAGAUAGAAGAUUCGGAAUGAUGGAGGCUAUGUCUGCCGUUUUGCGUCAGCGGAUGGCAGAGAUGGGCAGCAAUCCUGUGUUUGACCCAAGUGCAGCUGGGGUAAGCGCUGAACGAGGAAGGCAGCCCUCUCUCGGCCCUAGGCUGAUAUUUGGCAGCAACAUGCCUGCUCACCCGAGCGAAAGCAGCGGUGUAAACAUCCGCGUCAGGGGAGGUCGCAGAAUUGGAGCCGAUCGACCAAACUUCAGUGGCUUCCUUGCCAGUCCCAGUAUUGAAGCUAUGUUUGAGCAGCUGCUGCUGCAGACUAGCAACCGUCAGGGGCCACCGCCGGCUCCUCAGUCCGCAAUCGACUCAAUGCCGGUGGUGAAGAUAAGCCGCAGGCAUCUCAGCGAUGAUCCACACUGUCCAGUCUGCACGGACAAAUUCGAGGUCGGCUCGGAGGUGAGGGAGAUGCCGUGCAAGCACCUGUACCAUGGCAGCUGCAUCAUCCCCUGGUUGCUCCAGCACAACUCUUGCCCGGUUUGCCGCCAUCCGCUGCCGCCACAGCGAGGAUCAGAUGAUGCCCCCAUCCGUUCACCUUCAGUCCGCACUAGCGAAACCCCUAGUCGUGCGGUCACCGGAGCUGAUGUCAGGCCUGUUGUAACUGUAAGGGAUGAUGACGACGGAAGCAACUCUUUCUCGUUUCUCUGGCCAUUCGGCUCGUCGAGCCCCAGUCCUAGUUCUUACCAGUACGAAGGAGCUGUGGGUGGUGAGCCUGCCGUCUUUGACGAAGACCCCAGCCAGAUAACCUAUUGCGAGUGGCACUACGACCCCUGAUUCCAUGAGCUCCUGCUCCAAGCUGUCUCUGCAGCAAUUCUUGCAGUAAACCUGCAGACAUGCCUGGAUGUGAGUGAAGUUCACCUUAUAUUUACCUACCUGUGUGUGAAUUGGAGCUGUGUAUAACUUUAAACUGUCUACUGAGCAGUGAACAACUACAUUCUGUAGUAGUACUAGUAUAUAUCGAAAUGUACUACCUGUCGGCUGAACUUCGUUCCUUUUACGUUUUAGAUGUACUGAACUUCGUUCCUGACCGAGCAUAAAAGAAUCCUGUCAAA